Molecule: messenger RNA, 1557 nt
Organism: Clonostachys byssicola
Lineage: Eukaryota; Fungi; Ascomycota; Sordariomycetes; Hypocreales; Bionectriaceae
Source: the annotation of a GenBank genome assembly
AUGUCGAAAACUUUUCUACCGUCGUGGAUACACGACAAAGGCCUGAGAGCCUUGUAUCUAUGGCUCCCCAUUGUCAUUUUGAGCAGCUCCUAUCAGGGCUUCGAUGGCAUGAUCAUGAAUGGGCUCCAAAUUCUGCCAUCUUGGCAAUCCCAAUUCAAUUAUCCCCAAGGUCCGGUGCUGGGCCUCUUAAAUUCUAUUCAAACGGUGGGGGCUAUGCUGGCCCUGCCAUUGAUUACCCCAGUUGUGGACAAAUUCGGCCGCCGCAUUUCCAUCUUUUUUGGCGCAAGCUGGACUAUCGUCGGUGCCAUCCUCCAGGCCUCAUCUCACCAUCUCGCGCAAUUCGCCAUCUCUCGCUUCUUGAUUGGCUUCGGUCUCGCGUUCACGGUGGUGGGUGCGCCGCUUCUUCUUGCCGAGCUUGCUCUUCCUAAGCAUCGAGGUGCCAUCAUCUCAUACUUUCCAACUUCCUGGUACAUUGGUGCUAUCAUCGCUGCUUGGGUUACGUAUGGAACCCAUAAAAUUGACAAUGCGUGGUCAUGGAGAAUUCCCAGCCUCCUCCAGGCUGCCCCGGCUCUCUUGCAGCUCCUGCUGAUCUGGUUUGUUCCCGAGAGCCCUCGUUGGCUUAUCUCCAAAGGCCGUGGCAAGCAAGCUAGAGAUAUUCUCGUCAAGCAUCACGCCAACGGGGACGAAAGGAACUCUUUUGUUGAGCUAGAGUAUCGUGAGAUCAAGGAGAGUAUUGAAAGCGAUGCCUCGGUCAAAGAGAAGACUGGUUGGCUCGACUUGGUCCGCACCGCCGGCAACAGACGCCGUCUUAUUAUCGUCUUCUUCGCUGGCCUUUUCAUUGAAAUCUCUGGUAAUGGUCUCGUUCAGUACUACUUGCACGCCGUACUUGUCAGCAUUGGUAUCACGGAUACGACAACCCAAGUCACGAUCAACGGUUGCCUUUCGAUAUACAACUUCGUUCUCGCUACUAUAGCCUCUCUAUUUGUCGAAAAGGUCGGCAGACGAAAGCUAUUCAUUGCCUCAACAGCUGGAAUGUUUGUCGCAUUUAUCCUCUGGACAACCUUUGCUGCCCUCUUUACGACGAGAGGCGGGUCCGGAUACGCCACCGGUGUUCUGGUUUCUAUUUUCCUCAGCAAUGGUGCCUAUGAUAUUGGUUGGACACCUCUCUGGGCAUAUCCCGCCGAGACCUUGUCAUAUGACAUCAGAGCGCGUGGUGUUACUCUUCAGACGGGAGUGAUGCACGCGUUUGGGUUCUUUGGCACGUUUGUUAACCCCAUCGGUCUACAAAAUGCCGGAUGGAAGUACUAUAUUGCAUACAUUGUUUAUACAUUCCUUGAGCUACUUGUCGUCUGGUAUUUCUUUGUUGAAACCAAGGGAUUCACACUCGAAGAAAUUGCGGUCAUAUUUGACACCGAUGGAUUAACUUGGAAAGAAAGGCGUAACAUGAAGCCAUCAGCCGGAUCGCUUGAAGCUCUCGCAGCAUCAGACGGUAGGGAUUCGGGUGCAAAAGAUGUCACUGAGGUGUCUACGAAGAGGGUUUCUGAUGAGAACAUCUGA